Ananas comosus (pineapple) is the source of this 663-nucleotide messenger RNA. RefSeq names its product 14-3-3-like protein. The transcript has a single exon. The coding region runs from base 1 to 663 and encodes 220 amino acids. The record is from RefSeq and is a predicted model, not a curated record. Gene Ontology annotation, cellular component: cytoplasm. Gene Ontology annotation, biological process: signal transduction. Gene Ontology annotation, molecular function: enzyme inhibitor activity. Lineage: Eukaryota; Viridiplantae; Streptophyta; Magnoliopsida; Poales; Bromeliaceae.
AUGUUGCAGCAGCCAGCUACGGGCGAGACGCAGCGGCUACACCGCGUGAGCCGCGUUUUCGACGCCGCGGGGCUCUACGCGAAGGCACACUACGCGAAGCUCUGCCAGGCGCUGGCAGGGUUGGCAGCGAUCAACUCGCCGAAAUCGUUAGUGGAGGCAUCAGUCCAGGCUGUAGCGCACAAGGCGGAGCACGCCCAGGCGGUGGCAGCCCCAGCUGCCGAGAAGGUGCUGCAGAAUGUCCUGCAGUCGUGCCGCGACAGCUAUGGAUCAGCGGCGGACGUGCUGAAGAAUGCGCCGCGAUUGGUGCACGGCGGUGGACGGCCCGUGGACAUCAACAGCGAGCUCUCGGCCGCCAGCGCAGACUCGUUCGACGAGUUCCCGGACGUCGACGGCUCGCACCUCGCAAACAUGCAGACCAAUCUCAGCAGGCUCGUCAGCAACAGCCUCAACCUCGCUACAGUCAACUUCAAGAUCUUCUACCUCAAGAUAAAGAGCGAUUACCACCGCUACCUAGCCGAGUUCAAGGCCGGGGCCAAGCGCAAGGAGGCCGCCGAGAACACCCUCGCCGCCUACAAGGCAGUUCAGGAUAUUGCUCUGACGGAGUUGGCGCCGACGAAUCAUGCAUACCAAUUAUUUGAUGAAAUGCCUAAGAUGUAUUAUUGA